AGCACUUUGUUAUUCGUGCUGUCGUUGAACCAUAUCAUUUCUUUGAACAGUUCCUUGUGACUGCAGAAUUUGGGGAUACUGCAUCAGAAGGCAUUGCGCUUGCUCUCAUUGACUGCAAAAUCGACAUGAAGAACGUCUCUCCUAAUUUGUGUUGCCUCUUCAGUAUGUACCUGGGAAUUAUUGUUGUUGCAGUUGUGUUUGUUCAGAGCCAGGAUUUAGGUGGCGGUGUAAUGCGUAAAGGCCAGGCUUACACACGAGUCUCGGACCACAUUUUGAAAUGCAAGUUUAGCACAAACACGAUAAACUGUACUAAGUGCAACCUGAACAAUAUGCCAGUGUUUCAUGAAAUCUUGUAUAAUAUAACUUUUUUCGAUCUUCACUAUAAUACUAUCCAAUUUCUGGGAAAUAACAGUUUCAACGAGACGCCAAACGUUCAAAAAAUAAAUUUGAUCUAUAACUCUUUACAAGGGAUAGAGCAGGAUGCAUUUGUAGGGCUGAGUGAUCUCCAGGAGCUAUAUUUGGGAUAUAAUCAAGAGUUACAGCAUAUUAGAGAUCUUUGGUUCCAUACGCUAAACUCGUUAAGGGUUAUUUCAUUCGUAGGUGGCAAUGUAGACACCAUAUAUGCUGACGCAUUUAAAGGUUGUUGGCAAUUAAAAGAAGUGCAUUUAGAGGGUAACAACAUAGUAAGUAUACCCGAUAGCCUUUUUCGAAACUUUUCGUAUCUCCAACAAGUUUACAUUCAAAGGAAUAAAAUUCAGCGGCUUCCUAAAAAUAUGUUCCAAAAUUCUAAUUCCGUCGAGGUGCUUUGGUUUCACGACAACCAGAUACAAACUAUUUUGACGACUUCGGAAUUACAAACUUUAUCGAAUCUCACCAAACUAUCGGUUGGAGUGAAUCCCUAUAACUGUGAUUGUGAGAUUUUAUGGUUUGCCAGGUGGAUUAAUAAUCCAGGAAAUGUCACAUUCCUGUGGGUUGAAAACGCAACAUGUAACGAGAGUAACACCAAGAUUAAAAAUGUUGCUUCAAAGUUAAAACAUUGUGAUUUAAAGGUUGUUAUUGUAACAACAUGUUUCCUUCUUUUUCUGGUUGUUACUGUUUUGGGAUUUUUGUACGCUUUCCGCUGGAAUAUAAGGUACUGGAAUCAGUUGCGUCUGCGCCGGAAACAGUACGAACGUAUAAAGAAUGAAGUUGUCGAUCGCACUAAUUUAAAAUACGAUGCAUUCAUUUCGUACGAGAGCAACGACCUCGAUUGGGUUCUCAAAGUUCUCCACCCAACACUUGAGAGCAAUCCGUACAAUUUUAGACUUUGCUUAGACUAUCGUGAUUUCGUUGUCGGUGAUAAUGUCGUAAAUAAUAUCACAAAUGCUAUAAAGCACAGCCGCAAAGUGGUCGUGGUCGUUACAGACAACUACGCCAGAAGCGAAUGGUGCCACUUCGAAUUAGAGAUGGCCAAAUUGCGAAUGCUGGAGAAUCAAGAAGACGUCAUGAUUGUUAUCCAGUUGUCUGAUGUCUCACCAGAGAGUAUGUCGGUCCUUUUAAAAAAGGAGAUGGUCUCGAAAAGAUGUAUCAAAUGGCCUUCGUGCGAAGAAGGGAAAAAGGUGUUCUGGGUGAAGCUGGGCAUGGCGCUACAGUCACCAAACAUACCGUGUAAUAGAGGGUCACGGUAUACACUGUAGUCAAGUUUCUAAUCGCUGAAUCUGAGUUUAACACUGCAAUCAAUUUUUACACCUUAAUUUUUAAAUCAAAUUGUAUGUUUCGGUUCUUGUGUUGAUUAUUUUCUUGUGUUUUAUACAUGGUAAAUGUUGUUGUUUUGUUCGAAAAUGUGUUCGUUUUUAUCCCUAUGAACUAAAAAGGUAAUCUAUAAUUAUCUUUUAGCAAUAUGAUUUUGUCUUAUUUGUCUUGUGAUUGUUGCUCGUGUUUUUUAUAUUGCAUUGAGAAGUCAAAUGAAAUUCGAUUUGAGUGCAACUGAUAUUUGCACUGCGAUCACCAAGUUUUACCGUACAUUAGAACUUUCAUGGUAAAAUAUUGCUUAUUGUAUUGUUAUUAAUUACAUUAUAAUUAUUUGAUAUUAUAAUUAAUCAGUCCUGGCGCCAGGAUUUUUUGACGGGGCCGAUGUCUCCAACGGUGAGGUUGUUCCCGACAGAAGGUCGAUUUUUGCAACGAUAGCACAAGUGGGCGGGACCAAGGCUGCCUAGAACCCCCAAAUAAAGGUCUAAAGGGCGAAGCCCUCGUCCUUUCUUUCUCCGACAAUUUAGGGAUUUAAAAAAGCUUAUUUAUUGGAUUCUGUAAAAAUCGGGUGCAGUGAGUUCCCGACAUUAGCCUUCACAAUAUGCGCUCUAUAAGUCGAGCAUUACUAUUAUUAGGCCUAUUAUUUAUUGACUGCAGAUUUAAUCAUACUUACAACAAAGAGUAUAGCAUUGCAAUAGGUCCGACUACCCUGAUUUUGUAUGCAGUGGCCUAACGCCUAUGUGCGUUCAUGCGGCGGUCCACAGGGCCCCGAAUUCUAGGGACCCCGAAUGGGCCCUAUCCAUAGGUUCCUCAAUCUGGCACCCUGACCAUAAAGGACUUUGUUGCUGAUAAAUAACACCAUAAUGUGUCUGAAAUCGACUAUAGGGCAUAUAUCAUAUUAUAACGAUUAAAGUGAGGGGUCCGAUGGGGCCCCCUCUCGGCUCAGGACCCCACCAAAUUUGUCAAAAAAUAAAUUAAAAAUGGAGAUAAAGAGAAGAUUAUAUUCAGAAUUUUAAGUCCUUGUAAGUGCCAUUUCCCGGCCAUCUAGACGUGCCAUAGUAAUACAUUUUCUUAUCUCAGCCCCACAAGGGCGCGGGCAACAGCAUAUGUGUGUCUGAAAUCGACUCUAGGACAUAUCAUAUUAUAUCCAGUGGCAGAAUAAAGAGUGAGUUGGGUGGGGAGGGGAGAGCUGCCGGGGCCCCACUAAAUUUGUCAAAAUAUUUUUUAACUGGAGAUAAAAAGAAAAUUAUAUUCACAAUUUUAUGUCUGUGAAGUGCCAUUUCCGGCCACCUAAAGCUGCCAUAUUCAUAAAUCUCUUACCUCAGCCCCAACCAUGGUGGGUCUGAGGUGGUAUAGACUCAACUGUGAAAGUCAAUCUCUGGCCUCAAUUUUCUGGAUCCCUAUUAUAUUAUUUAUUCGUCGUUAAAAACAUUUAGAAUACCAAUGCACAUCUAAAAUCCCAUGAUGGAAUUGGUGACCGGGACCCAAAAAGGGCCCCAAGUUUCAAAAAUACCUCGGCCCCAUCGUUACGCCACUGUUUGUAUGCACGCAAUGGAAGGUUAAAAAAAAUUCAAACGAAACCACGAGAGUCGGAUUAUUUGCAGUUCUGUAUACUCUUUGCUUAUACUUAAAUUUACUCAUAUUAUUGAUAUCAGGCCUAUUAUUAUUAUUAUUAUUAUUAUUAUUAUUAUUAUUAUUAUUAUUUUCAAAAACAACACAACAGAUCGUAUCUUCAUCAUAUGCAAAGCCUAUAUUUAUCCAGUAUUGUAUGACCUUUAACGGCCCCCAACAAGACAUGUUUCGGCAGUCUACUACCAUCGUCAGUUAUCUUAUUGCACGCAGGCAAUCAUUAGUAUAGGGGAGUAAAAAGUUAAAUGUUUCGCAUGCUAAAAAAUUGUGGAAUGAACCGUAACAAUACUACAAAACAAAAUAUAAAUAAAGAUGAGGUAAAAACAGAGAACAGAUUUAUAUAGGCCUACAAAAUUCAUAUAGGCCUACACAAAUAUUUUGUCGUAUCGAAAGUCUGAAAUUUGUUAUUAUUAUUACGAUACUAUUAUAGAACGAGCCUUUUGGGUCAAUCAAUUAGGUUUUUACCAGGAAGUUACAUGCACACUUAAAAACUGAUUCUAGUUUCGAUGGGAUCAAUUGUUUCAAUAAUAUCAAAAACUAUUUUAAGGAGACACAAUUACUGUUUUUCAAAGUUUAUGCUUAAAAGGCCCUCCAUAUAACAGCAUAAUGAAAGUAGAAUCCCUCCAUUCUAUACUAUUUCUUCCAUUAUUUUUUGUUUUAGCUUAAACAUUUAUGUAGAAUGUAAAGAUUCAUAUAGGCCUACACAAAUAUUUUGUCGUAUUGAAUGUCUGAAAUUUAUAGAUUUACAAAUUCAAUUUCACUUCAGGUUGAUUGCAAUUUCCAUCUAAUAUAAGUGUAAAAUGCUGAGUAAUAACGCUACUUAAAAUACAGACCAUGGUUUUACGUGGCGAGAUUGUGCACAGAUCUUUGAAUGCACACUUGAAACAACAAGAGUUUUAUUGUUGAGUUCUUUCUGGAAGGUGUAAAAAAUAUAUGAUAAUUUAGAUUAAUUAUACUUUAAAUGUUGUUCAAUAGUUUAAUGACUUUUAAACGUUUUAAGGCGGACAACUAAUGUUUACGAUUAUGUCGGAAAUCUAAACAUCAUUAUUCUCACGCUUGAAUAAGAACGUAUAUCAUAGACAUGAGUUUUGUAUUCUUUUCUGGGUACGUGGAGAUCGUCAUUUGAUUUGAUAGAAACAUUACAAGCAGGAAAUUUGAAUUUCUUUUUCCUCUUAUUACCUAGCAUUCUGAAGUUGUAAUGGACUUUUCCGGAGUGUCAAGCAAACUUUACAACCAAAAGCCUUUUACGUCUGUCAUAGCCAGAAAAGAGCCUGGAAUACGCGCAUCAAAAACAACCUCUAUAUAUAGUUAUUUAGAAUACCGAGGAACUUAUUAAAUUUAGAAUGGAAUACUUUCAAUCAAUUAAGGUUUUUUUUUGUUUGUUUGGUUUUUUUUCUCACUGAUCAAGUUCUGUAAGACACUAAAAAAAUCGGUUUAACAACUACUAUAAACAAUCUUAUUAAUAUAACAAGAAAUAUGAAGUUUCAUAAUAGUUUCUUAAAGAUAACGAAAGAAGGCAAAAAUGUAAAUUUAUAUUAUUUGUUUAAAUACAGUUGAAAGUAAAUUCUUCAUUCAAUAAUUAGACAUAUUAAUAUGUGGAUCAUUAUAUAGAAAAUGAGACUUGUCAUGAUGUAGGCUUAUGACUAUUAUAGGACUAUUAAAAACAUGUGUGUCGACUUUGAUGACGAUUAUGAUGGUAUCAGAAUUUUUUUAUAUUUGAAUUCAUCCACGACUAUAUAAUGUUUACUAUUGAUUAUAAUAAUAUAUUAAUAUUGUUAAUAACAAUUAUUUAAAGCGUAUAAAUGUAAAUAAUGUAUUAAUUAAAUAUAUUUGGUUUCAUUUAUUACAUUGUCUAUUGGUUGUUUGAUAUACAGAGCAGUCUCGUAAUGCUUUUUAUUGUUAAAUAAUUUUGUUUUUGUUAAAGAUGUAUUUUUGUGAGAAAGGUAUGGAAUAUUACUCCAUUAAUUCGGUUGACGUGUAUAGAGGGCGGCAGACUAAAAACUACUACUAAGUGAUCUGGUGUCAACACACACCAUCUGAAAUGUUGUCAAUGCUGUAAUAUUAUGCGUACAUUAAUUUUGGAUUUAGUCAAUAGUUAUAUGUCAGUAAUAUUAUGUUCGUCGUCAAUGCAUAAUAAAUAAUAAAAUAUAUGUUUUGCUGAAUACACGAUCUUCAAAUAGGCCUAAUUAUUUCGAUCAAUACUCAAAAAAUCUAUCUUCUCACGAUUCAUUAAAGAUAUUCAAGAAAACGUAAAAUUAUUUUAAGUAUUUCUUUCGUCUAAAAAAUAUUAUGAAUAAUAACUAUGUCAAUCUAAUAAACACAUAUAUAUGUUACUCUCAACAAUAAAACAACUAUAAAAUAAUAUUGCACUGUUCUUUUAAAAUGAUAUAAAGCCGCGGCUCUCCAGACUAUCAAAUUUUAUUUAACAAAAACAUGUGACAUGCCUAAAUAUGGUCAUAAUGACAUCACAUCAUAACCAUAUAUAGGCAUAUUAUGACUAUAUAUGGGUAGACAACUGGUUCUGUGAAAGAAAAUCUGGACAAAACUUUAAGAGAUGAA
Anneissia japonica is the source of this 5916-nucleotide messenger RNA. Its product is annotated as toll-like receptor 13. The record is from RefSeq and is a predicted model, not a curated record. The transcript is spliced from 2 exons. Bases 126 to 1676 code for a protein of 516 amino acids. NCBI's taxonomy places the organism in Eukaryota, Metazoa, Echinodermata, Crinoidea, Comatulida, Comatulidae. Gene Ontology annotation, cellular component: membrane. Gene Ontology annotation, molecular function: protein binding; transmembrane signaling receptor activity. Gene Ontology annotation, biological process: immune response; toll-like receptor signaling pathway.